Alternaria atra is the source of this 1287-nucleotide messenger RNA. RefSeq lists its product as uncharacterized. The transcript has 2 exons. Gene Ontology annotation, molecular function: exopolyphosphatase activity. NCBI's taxonomy places the organism in Eukaryota, Fungi, Ascomycota, Dothideomycetes, Pleosporales, Pleosporaceae. The record is from RefSeq and is a predicted model, not a curated record. Gene Ontology annotation, cellular component: cytoplasm. The coding region runs from base 1 to 1287 and encodes 428 amino acids.
AUGGCAGUGCCGAGAAACUCUUUACGGGGCUUUCUUACAAACGCGAGAGGCGCUCUCCGGAGCGCCAUUGAAACCAAUCAGAAGAUUACAUUCGUCAUUGGCAAUGAGUCUGCGGACCUUGAUUCGAUGUCAUGUUCAAUUCUAUACGCGUACAUUCGGUCUAUGUCGCCGCCCAAAAAUGCCUUUAGCCCACUUUACGUGCCAAUCACGAAUAUUCCAGCUUCUGAUAUUCAGCUAAGGCCGGAGUAUCUUGCCGUGUUCAAACACGCCAAUAUUGAGUCCAAGCACUUGAUCACGCUUGAUGACCUACCCGCCCUAUCCGACAUACAGUCGAAGCUUGCACCUGAGAACACUAGAUGGAUUCUGGUAGACCACAAUGCUCUUCAGGGUCAACUAGGCAAGAUCUAUGCGGAGCGCGUCGCUGGCGUCAUUGACCAUCAUGAUGAUGAAAACAAAGUCCCAGAAGACACAGGUGAGGAGCCGAGGAUUAUCGAGAAGAGUGGUAGCUGCACUAGCUUAAUCACAAACUACUGCCAGCCAUCAUGGGACAUGGCUUCUGCGUCUGCCCUAUCUUCUGGGGCAGCCCAUGCGCAGGGUGACAGCAUGGCCAACGAUGCUGCCUUUGUUAAACGCUGGGAUGCGGAUGUCGCCCAGUUAGGAUUGGCUAGUAUUCUUAUUGAUACGGCUGAUCUCAACGACGAGAAUAAGACGACCGAGCAUGACCGUAAGGCUGUCGAGUACUUAGAAGCUAAGAUUAUGCUUUGCCCCCAGCUGGCGACAAGCUUCGACCGAACCAGCUUCUACAGGGAGAUCAAUGCAGCAAAGAAGGACAUUGGAGGUCUAAAGCUGCAAGACAUACUUCGGAAAGAUUACAAGCAGUGGGACCAGGGUAGACAGAAGCUCGGCGUGAGCUCCGUUGUCAAGCCUAUCGAGUUCCUCCAGAACAAGGCUGGCGACGAAGCAAGCGCUCAGGCAUCCGAGGCAUUUCUUAAAGCGUUAAAGGAUUUUGCAGCGGACCGUCAGUUGGACAUGUAUUCCCUGAUGACCACAUCCACAGGUUCAGGUGGUAGUUUCCAGAGAGAGCUGUUACUAUGGGCCUUCAACGACGGCGCCGUGUCAGCUGCCAAAAGCUUUGCCACGAAUUCAAGAGAUGAAUUGGGACUGGAGGAGUGGCAGGGUUCCGACGACAUUGACAGCAAGAGCGAGUGGAGAAAGAUUUGGUGGCAACGACGAGUGCAGCACAGUCGGAAACGUGUCGCACCUCUACUCAGGGAAGCCAUGACUUGA